Molecule: messenger RNA, 6060 nt
Organism: Varroa destructor (honeybee mite)
Lineage: Eukaryota; Metazoa; Arthropoda; Arachnida; Mesostigmata; Varroidae
Gene: Rsod
Product: superoxide dismutase family protein Rsod
Biological process (GO): superoxide metabolic process
Molecular function (GO): metal ion binding
Source: RefSeq, a predicted model, not a curated record
UGGUGUUUUACCCACAGAGUGUUCUCGGCCACUGUGAAGUUCGUAUCGGGCUACAGCCACCGUAUACUUCACCGGCUUUCAUAAAGGGUUUGAUACUCAUCUAAUCACAGUAUCGAUAUCGACCAGCUAAUGGUCGGUGAGGAAACAGAGUCAAGCUGUUCCUCCUGUAUUCUUCAGUGACCGUACCACAGUUAAGCAGGUUGUGACAAUACUUUAGCAGUUCUUGAAGCCAAACAAAACCUGCGUUAUUGUCGCUUAUGAAUUUGGAUUACUUUGUGUGGUUGUUAUGAGGCGACAUUAAAAUGACUGGAUUUCGAUCAGCAAUAAACAAAUGAGUUUGUAUUCACAAAUAUUCGGUGUCUCGUCUAUGUGAAAUCGACCUUCUUGAAGAAAACGACUCCUUGUAAAGUGUCUUCGUGUGUCUGUGGAGACAGUGACCAGUUCAGUUCGGAGUGCACAAAUACCAUAAACUAAAUAUGGCAGCACCAUCUAGGUACUCGCUUCACCUCUCGUCUAGAUCAGGGCAUAAGCUUCACUUGUUGCUGACAACAUGCCUCCUCCCGUUGCUUCUAACGGGUCGAUCAACGUUGGCGCAACAACAGCAUGGCCCAGCGCUACAGCUGCUAUCAAUGUAUGUGCCUGUCAAUAUGGGCGGCGUAAAAGGUCACGUUCGAUUCGAACAAAAGGAUCCGCGGAAUACACGAAACAUAACAGUUACCGUACAUCUUAUGACCGCCGGCGAAGAGGCGAGACACGCGAGAUAUUCGUGGUUUUUGCAUGAGUUUCCUGUGUUUCUCGACCAGAAGCAGCCUUGCGCCACCAGCGAACUUGGACGGACGCGGCAUGACCUCGGUCGGCGUCAUGGCAUCUUGGACGUAGGACCUCCAAACAACAUGUCUGAGGUGGUCUUUUACGAUCAGGACAUCGAGCUAGAAGGACCAAAUUCAAUUUGGGGAAGGGCUCUACUGCUUCGAGCUACAGAUUCGUCCCAGAGGGACCUGCGGGCUUGCGGCAAUGUACAAGAUGAUUCGGGCAUUCGAACUGCGGAGGCUGUCUUCCACACGCCCGUAGCUGGUCAAGUCGUGUUUAGACAGUCGGAACAGACUAGCGGUAUAACGACCAUCUUCACAAAUCUUUUUCAUACCGGAGAUGAUUAUAUGCCUGCUGGAAGAUACGAUUGGCGCAUUUUGAUCUCGGAUAUUUUGGACACUGACGCUUCCAAACGCUCGGAAAAGCGUUGCGAUUUUCUACAGAUCGUCUUCGAUCCCGAAAAUCGUGCCCAACAAUUCGGUGAGGAAGCGUGCACUACCAAAGAGCAUUCGAAGUGCCGCAUGGGCGAUAUGGUCCGCAAGCAUGGAGAGAUUACGGUCGCGCCAACCAAUUCAAGGUAUUCGAAAAAACUCUACAUCGACACAAGUCUCGCGCUUAGUCACCUUGAUGGUUACCGUUCUAUGUAUCUUGCCGUGUACGAAAAAGCAAACCCAUUUCGUAUCAUGGCCUGUUCCAAAAUAUCCCUCGUCAGCCCACGCAAGGUACUAACGUAUUUCGACUCCGACGGUGUUCGAGGCACAGUCCAAAUGGAACAGCGUUACAAAAUGGACCCAACUAUUGUAAAAAUUCAACUACAAGGUCUACGAGGUCGAGGUGGUGCGUACCACGUACACGAGUUUCCAGUCGCUGCUUCUCGUCUCGGAUCAGGUUCCGAACGAUGCUCCAUUGCCGCUGUAGGCGACAACUUCAAUCCGUACAAUGUCGAUAGAAAUAAAAGCCCGCUUCCUGGUUUCGGUACAAAUGACGAAUACCAGGUGGGUGACCUAUCUGGCAAGCACGGAUUUCUCGUACAAGGCUCGAGAGGAGACUCACACGAGGCAAUGUAUGUCGACUUCAAUCUGCCGCUCUUCGGAACAAAUUCUGUCGUAGGCAGAUCACUCGUCAUCCAUCAGGUGGAUGGAACCCGAUGGAUUUGUUCAUCGAUCACUUAUCCCUCAGAGACGGUAACCGCCGUUGCGACAUUCUUUUACCCUAUCGUAGGCAGGGUCAUCUUUAGACAAGAGAUAAAUAAUCCAUGGGCAGAAACCACUGUGCUGGCAGAGCUAACCUAUGCUGACGGCACGGCGAAUAGCACAGAAGGCCACCGCUUCGAUAUUCACUUAGAUCCGCCAGGCAGAGAUUUCUACAACUGGACAAAGCGAUGUGAAAGUGCUGGGAAGGACUAUAAUCCCUUCGAUGUCGGAGUUCGGAAGCAGCGCGAAAAGGUAUGUCAUCCAGGCAAUGCGCUACGUUGUGCUGUCGGCGACCUCACUUCCAAAGCGGGUAUUCGAAUUUCAGUUGCCGCCAAGCGUGGAGCCAUUCUUAACAAAUUCUACUACACAGACGUAAACUUGCCCUUGUCUGGGCCUCACAGUGUUCUGCAUCGAUCCUUGGUAGUUCAUGAUGAUCAUGCACCACCACAUAGAGGUGAUCGGCUCGCAUGCACUACGAUUAUGCCUACACAUCCAUUGAUAGCAGCCGUUCGUCGUUGGUCGUAUGGGGCCGGUAUUCCGUCGAAUGUGUCUGGUACAAUUGUCUUCAAGCAGGAGUCCGAAUUUGAUCUUGCCGAGGUUCACGUGGACCUGACCGGACUCGAGCGCUAUGCUUCUGGUUAUCACAUCCAUCAGUUGCCUGUACCAAUGGAGAAAUCGUUUCCAUGCAACGAUGAUUCUGUCCGAGGUCACUUCAAUCCGUAUGGGCUUGAUACCGGCUUCGUACCCGCUCCUGCAGUUGGUUCCGUCGAUCAAUACGAGGUGGGAGAUUUGUCAGGCAAAUAUGGCACGCUUGACGACAAGGAUAUUGAGCAGAGUUCCCUCCUUGAUAGUAAUCUCCAGCUCUACGGAAGGAACUCAGUGAUUGGCCGCUCCGUGGUCAUUCACUUAAGAGAACGUAACCAGCGUUGGGCGUGCGGGACUAUUCUACCGGAAAUUCGCCGUGAAGAUGGUCGAGAACUUAUUGCUGUCGCUAGCUUCGACGAUCCCAAAAGCGCUGUUCAGGGUUUCGUGCGACUUCGACAGCUCGAAUACAAGGAUGGCUCGAGCAGCGAAACGUUCAUCGAAGUUGACCUUAGGUAUCCUGGAAAAUAUGACAGAAACCUUACACGUGGCCACGAGUGGGCUGUGUACGUCAACCAGGUUGGACAUGACGCCGUUGAACCCAAUGAAAAUGUGCGAUGCAUCGCUGCUGGAUAUAGGUGGAACCCUUAUCUAGCGAUUGCUUCAUCGGACGGUUACAAAGCCGAUUGUAAUCCAUCAAACCCUUUACGUUGCGAAAUGGGGGAUUUGACGGGGAAACAUGGCCACCUAGAAGUUGGCCAAGGACGACGGGCUGUUUUUAUCGAUCCCAACCUGCCACUUGUUGGAAACUAUUCGGUCCUUGGUCGUUCGAUAGUCAUCUUUGGGAAAGAGGGCGCGGGCCAGAAACUUGGUUGCGCUAAUCUUAAGCCAGAUAUCCACUUAAUCCGUCAUGUGAGCGUACGUAAAUUUCCGGGUUUCACUUCAGGACAAUUUAUGUCGCACAUGCGGGAACUUCUGAGCGCAACCGACUGGGUUAUUCAGUCUGAUCGGCAAUCGGAGCGUGACAUUCUCGGUGGACAAUGUACGCAGAUGACGGUACACUUCUUUGGAUCGGAAGCUCAUCGGUGGCACAUCGAAUUUGGCAAUCUAAUUGGACUCGGCAGUGUACGAAAGCAAACGCCGACAGGCUUAAAGCUUAUUCGCACCUUUUAUAAGCCAUGCAAGACCCUCGAAGAGGAACUAAACGAGAUCAACUCUGCUCAACGGCCUGUGGUGGAUCAGGCCAAAGCCUGCUCUCUUGCCUUUGCGUUCAUCAGUACCAUUUUUACUUUGCUCUACACACGUUGAUUCCUUUUUAUCACCUUAUCAAAAGCAGGAGCAGCCACAAUAUCGCAAGGCAAUGUUCAAUGUAAGGCUCGGGUCUGACUGACAAAUCCAUCCGCUAGUAGUCACCAGGCCGCCAUUUUGCUACCAUCCUUAACUUAGUACCCAGAUGGCAACGUUUUUUUUUCGACCGCUGUAAAAACUAUAGGUAAAAACAUAAAUAGGAUUUUCUGGCUGCAUUACAUAAUAGGGCUAUGAACGGCCUUUGAGCUCUGAGGCAGUACUACAAGGGCUUGGCUCACAAUGUUGCGCCGUGAUGUCCUCAAUGAUGAAAACAUUUCCGUCAAUCACAAUAGGAAAAGUGAGCAAAAAUAAAGGCGUAAGCAUACAGAAUUAUCCUAGAAUGUGUAUAGCGGUUGCCGUCGUACCUUAGCGAUAGCUGGGUGACAUAUCCGAAAAAAUACAACGAGAAACCUAAUUAAUCUCAUAUGUCUUAACAGCGGACUUGCCCCAAAAAAAAAUGAACAUUUAGUCACUUAGAAAGCGACAGCUCGUACAGUGAACCGGGGCGUACUUUGAUUGUUAAGACAGAAGAAACGCACGUUACUUCAAUUAACAAUCAUUAUAGUAUUUUAGAGAGUUAUUUCUAAGUUGAAAUCAUGAUCAUAGCAGGUGAAGUAGCAUGGUGACUAUUUAACUGACAGUUAGAUAAUUUGUUAUUGUGCUGAUGCAGGUAUGUUCUUAAUUUUUCCUUUAAAAAAAAAAAGAAGAAAAAAAAAUAAAUAUGGCAGGCUGAACCUUUUUUUUAGCGUUGUCAGGCUAGAUGGAAAGCUGUCGUUGAAGAUGAUGAUCCUCGCAUUACGAGAUGCACUGCAUUUGAACAAACCUGAGAAAAUCAUGAAACGCCUUUCGUACAGCUAAUGUUCAUGUAAUGCGAACUAGAAAGGAUCAGAGAUGGCAAAAUAAAUGGGAGGUUGACAUAGAGGACAUCAUUAUGACAACAUAGAGGACUCAUUCGGAAUGAUGACGCUAUAAAAAUCCAACUUCCGUAAAGUUCAUUCUGACGAUGCGUUUACCGACGAAAGUGUUUACUAAUAAUAACGCCGAUAAAAAAUCGUUACACGCACACCAACCUUUUCGGUUUAUUUUCUGACUAGAAUCGCUUUUGAACGCUUCGAAUGCAAUGAGUGAGAAACGCAAAAUCGCUGUUGCGAGAGAAGUUUACUUGUAACGGAACGCGCCUCGUUAAUAAGUUACGCCCCAUUUUAUGCAGUCAUCAGUACCGUGUAGGGCAAAAUUGAUAUAAUAAUUAACGUAACUGUUAAUAUCUUAGCUAUAAUGGUACGUCUACGGUCCCUUGAUUUCCUAAGUACCCUAUGAUUUUCUAAGAACAUAUUUGGUUGACAAAUGUUUUUGUCAUAGUCAUAAUUGGAGCAAUGGUAUAAUAAUGAUCGUUCGCUACUGUGAUUAAUUCGCUAGUAGUCAAAAAGCAGUUGUUGUUCCGAUAGAGACAAGCAUGCGACAAUGGCGUCGACAAUAGUUAUAAUGUAAAUGGUAAAAGAGAUUGCCUCAAUGUGUCAAGUGCACAAGUGUUAGUUUUAUCAUUUUUUAUCGUAAGGGUAUCGCUAGCGUACCUUGCAGGCUAAAUUAAAUAGAAAAUUUUGAUGUUAUCUAUUGUAACACCUGAUUGAUUUAAGGUCUGGAUAGUUUUUUUUUUUGCAUAAAAGUAUUAGCACACAGUGAUUAGCAGGAUCAAAUCAAGCAUAGUGAUCAGAUAGGCAGUGAAAUGUGCAAUCCAUAUGUGUAUCUAGUAGGCUACCAUAAACUUUAUUGGUGGGAUUUUUCCUUAUUCCAUUUGAUGUAGAAGUGCCUGAAUUACCUUCCUAGAUUGAGAAAGUGUACAUCUAAAAGUAACAGCGCCAUUUCGUUUACGCAGUACCUGUAAAUGUGCGUGUUGGGGGAGGUUUCCUAUGGCGAUUAAUUUCUUUAGAGAAAUUGCACACUUACAGUAAUUAUCGUAAUGACCAUAAUGGAAGUUGUCUCUCAAGAUGCCUCAAAAACUUGUGAAAUAUUUAAUCUGAUGUACAUAUAACCCAUACAAUAAUAAAUGAACACGUAGGUAGAAAUAGUAAUAUAAUGGAAUAUCUGACUAUGAUGAUGAUGAUCAAUAAACUUGUGCGAUUGUCAUUAA